CAUGGGCGGGGCUAGCUGAACUUCAGGAACAAAAACAGUGGAAGAUCUGCAGCUCUGUUUUUUAUAACUCCUGCUUGGGUUUGAGUUUGUUGAAGAUUAAUCUUUUUUGCAAUAUGGCGGAAAACAGGGACAAAGCCACGGAUCAGAUGAAAAUGUGGAAAGAAAAUAGAGGAUCUCAGCGAGCCGACACGUUGACCACAGGAGCCGGCGUCCCCGUAGGCGAUAAACUGAAUGUCCAGACGGCCGGACCCCGAGGGCCACUGCUGGUGCAGGAUGUCGUCUUCACUGACGAAAUGGCGCACUUUGACCGCGAGCGCAUCCCUGAAAGAGUGGUUCAUGCCAAAGGAGCAGGUGCAUUUGGCUAUUUUGAGGUGACUCAUGACAUCACACACUACUGCAAGGCCAAGGUGUUCGAGUACGUGGGCAAGACGACUCCUAUUGCUGUGAGAUUCUCUACUGUGGCUGGAGAGUCCGGUUCGGCUGAUACAGUUCGAGACCCUCGAGGUUUUGCAGUGAAAUUCUACACCGACGAGGGGAACUGGGACCUGACUGGCAAUAACACCCCCAUCUUCUUCAUCAGGGAUGCACUUCUGUUUCCAUCCUUUAUCCACUCUCAGAAGCGGAAUCCUCAGACUCACCUGAAGGACCCUGACAUGGUGUGGGAUUUCUGGAGUCUGCGUCCCGAGUCACUGCAUCAGGUGUCUUUCCUCUUUAGCGAUCGCGGAUUACCGAAUGGAUAUCGCCAUAUGAAUGGCUACGGAUCUCACACCUUCAAACUGAUCAACGCUGAAGGAAACCCUGUGUAUUGCAAGUUCCAUUACAAGACUGAUCAGGGCAUUAAGAAUCUGACUGUAGAGGAAGCAGAACGUUUAGCCUCCUCUGACCCGGACUACUCCAUCCGUGACCUGUACAACGCUAUCUCCAAUGGUAACUUCCCAUCCUGGACCUUCUACAUCCAGGUCAUGACCUUUGAGCAGGCGGAGAAGUACCCAUGGAACCCAUUCGACCUGACCAAGGUUUGGUCCCAUAAGGACUACCCCCUGAUUCCAGUGGGACGCUUUGUGCUGAAUAAAAACCCUGUGAACUAUUUCGCUGAGGUGGAGCAGCUGGCGUUUGACCCCAGUAACAUGCCGCCUGGUAUCGAGCCCAGUCCUGACAAGAUGCUGCAGGGUCGUCUCUUCUCUUACCCUGACACCCACCGCCAUCGGCUCGGAGCCAACUACCUCCAGCUGCCCGUUAAUUGCCCUUAUCGUGCCCGCGUGGCUAACUACCAGAGAGACGGGCCCAUGUGCAUGACUGACAACCAGGGCGGAGCCCCGAACUACUACCCCAACAGCUUCAGUGCUCCAGACUGUCAGCAGCGCUUUAUGGAGUCCAAGUUCAGGGUCUCUCCUGACGUUGCCCGCUACAACAGCUCGGAUGAGGACAAUGUGACCCAGGUUCGCACUUUUUUCACCAAGGUCUUGAAUGAGGCUGAACGAGAGCGUCUGUGCCAGAACAUGGCAGGACACCUGAAAGGAGCUCAGCUGUUCAUCCAGGAGCGCAUGCUCCAGUGUCUGAUGGCCGUGCACCAGGAUUACGGCUCUCGUGUUCAGGCGCUCCUCAACAAGUACAAUGCAGAGGGCAGAAAGAACUCUGUCCACGUGUAUACGAAGGGAGGUUCUGACGUGGCUGCAUCCUCCAAGAUGUGACGUGUGGAAAUUCCGUAUCAGACCAAAACUGCAGCACACACCUGACAAGAGCACUUGUUCUUUUUCUCCUAUCAUUUCAUAGUUCAUGAAGUUCCUGAAGUGUUCAGUGUGAACGCUAAACCUCUUCUAUCAGAUCGUUCACUAGAAGAUAAAAAAGAAAGCAUUAAUGUGAAGUACUUCAAUUCUUUUUAUUCUGUUUUCUCAUAGUUAAUGUUGAGAAACGAUAUGACUUGGGGACAUGAGAGAGCUCAUAACAUUUCAUAACAUUUAGACGUCCUUAUACAGAGCCACUUCUUAUACCUGAGCAGUUCCUGGGGUUCAGGUUCAGGAGUGAAAGCUUGGUGUGCCUGGGAUUUAAACUCAUUACCUUCACAUCCAAAUUCCUAAACCACUAAUCUUCCACCUCCCCAUAUCGUUUCUUCAGUGUGCAGGAUGGACACUGAUUUGAUUUGAUUCCUUUGAAAAUGAUGAAACCGAGCCUUUUAUAUUUCCGCACUUGUUUCAUUAUGCAAGAAAUCUUUUUUUUUUUUUUUCACGUGAUUUUUAGUUUCUGAGCAUUUCUAAUGUUCAAUCUUUGUAAUUGUGUUACACUGUCAUGAUCAGCGUCGAAUGUUUUGAAAGCUCUGCCUUCAGUCACGUAUUAAAUACAUCUUGCUAAUAUGAUUUGAGUAGUAUUUGGGUUGAAUGAUCAAAAUUGCUGUUUAUUAGUUCAUCUGUUUCUCAUAGCAACAGAAACGUUCUCCGUGUGAAUAACCGUGAUCGUGCGUCUGUUUAAAUAUUACAUUGUUAAUCACUAAUAGUCUAAUAACUUCACAGUGAGAAGCAGCACACCCUAGAGGUAUGUGUAGGUAAUGCUGUUUGACAUUUGCAACCAAUGAAAGAUUUGUAUUUUUUUUAUACGCACUUUGAUAUACUCGAAGAUGAAACGAUGCGUUUUAGAUCAGAAAGUUGCGAUCAGAAUGCGAUUUUGCUUUACUGAAGUCAAACUACAAUCCGAUGUCUUUUUUUUACGUCCCGUAUCUCAUUAUUAAUAAUAGAAACCCUGUAGAAGUGUUGCUCUGUGUGCUCUGAAACUAAAUUCAAUAAAAUCCUAAUGAUUUGCUAUA
This is a messenger RNA of Silurus meridionalis, 2797 nucleotides long. RefSeq names its product catalase (gene cat). NCBI's taxonomy places the organism in Eukaryota, Metazoa, Chordata, Actinopteri, Siluriformes, Siluridae. Bases 114 to 1691 code for a protein of 525 amino acids. Gene Ontology annotation, molecular function: catalase activity; heme binding. Gene Ontology annotation, cellular component: mitochondrion; peroxisome; cytoplasm. The record is from RefSeq and is a predicted model, not a curated record. Gene Ontology annotation, biological process: hydrogen peroxide catabolic process; response to hydrogen peroxide. The transcript has 13 exons.